GAUUGGCACUUCGCUUGCUCAAACGAAGCAGGCAUCGGCAAAAGAAGACUCUGACCUGAACGCCCCUCCGCUUCUGUGCUGAACACAACAAGUCUAGUUUUUAUGAUCGAAACAAACAAAUCCUGGCCAGACUCCAGCCUUCUUUAGCCACUUAAUAAGUGGCUGAACAAACCCCAACUCCCAGCUAUUGGGGUUGGCAUGAUGGAGGUUAGAACCUGGAUUGAACCUGUGGUUGCCGCAGCUCAGCUUGCCAGCUCUUUCUACGACACUGGGCUGCUGCUAGUUGUGAAGAAUUACUACAACCACACCAAUUCUUCCUCCCUCAGCGCCAGUGAAGGAGCACAACAGAAAGCCAUCUCCAACUUCUACAUCAUCUACAACCUCCUCCAGGGCCUGACCCCGCUGCUGUCGGCGUACAGCCUGGCUAGGCUGGGAGAUGUGAAGGACAGGAAGAUCUCCAUCUGCGUACCCCUUCUUGGCUACUUGCUCUCUCGGACCCUUCUACUCCUUCUGAUCCUGCUGCCGUGGCCAAUCGAGGUGAUGUACGGGGCAGCUGUCUUACAUGGCCUGAGUGGCGGGUUCACCACUUACUGGGCCAGCGUCAUGGCAGUGGCAUCUUUGAGCUCCUCAGAGAGUAGGAGAUCACUGCGCCUCUUUGCUAUUGAGCUCAUCUAUGGCAUAGCGGGCUUCCUAGGGAGCAUAGCCUCCGGACACCUCUUUGUCUCUUUCCACCUCGGUUACCAGCAUGGCACGGUGCUGGUUUCUUCCAGUAUUGCCUUAUAUGCUUUUUGUCUUUUCUACAGUCUGUUUGUCCUUAAAGUUCCCAAACCUGCUGGUUCUGGCCCAGCUGCUUCUGCAGACACGGACCAUUCCAACAGCAAGCUGACCGAUAACGAAGACGAUUCUGUCUGCCAAACGACGGAGCACCGACGUACUCUAGCACCUUCCAAGCUCAUUAUUAUCAUGCUGUUUGUGGGGGGCAUCAUGUAUGAUUUAUCCGUGGCAGGAGCCAUAGACGUGCUGCCACUCUUUUUGCUUAAAGAGCCUCUCCGCUGGGGACCAGAAUAUAUUGGAUAUUCCUAUGCUGCCGGCUACGUGAUCUUUAUCACCAGUUUCCUGGGCGUCUUUGUGUUCUCCAGGUUUUUAAGGGACACCACAAUGAUCAUGAUCGGGAUUGUGUCCUUUGCUGCUGGCAUCUUCAUCAUGGCCUUUGUGCAAUGGACAUACCUGUUUUACAUUGCUCGUGUUGUUAUGCUGUUUUCCCUCAUUCCAAUGCCGACCAUCAGAUCUGUGUUAUCCAAACACGUAGAGGGUUCCUCAUACGGGAAAGUGUUUGUUCUGCUGCAGUUGUCACUGGUAGUUACAGGGGUUGUGACAUCAACAGUCUAUAAUAAAAUCUACCAAAGCACGUUGGACUGGUUCGGGGGUUUCUGCUUCCUCUUGUCAUUCGGCGUAAGUUGCUUAAGCCUCAUUCCUAUUAGUAUCGUAGCAUACAAGCAACACACCUCAUCUGGAUCACUGGAGAUUUUAACGGAAUAAGCACCAACAAGCAUGCAUUCAUUUCGGAAACAGACAUUUUGGGCAGAACCUGUUCCCAGAUUGGGUGGGCCAGAGUAUAUAUUGCUAUUUUUUUAAAGCAAUUUUUGGCCUUGUGAUUGGUUGCAUCGAGAGAGAUUUUAGGAACCAGUCUCAAUGUUCUCAGCAUUCUCAAGUGAUGGUACAGGAGGAAUGUUUAUACUACAGGGAGUUUAUUUGCUUGAGAAAGCCCUGCUUAGGACGAAUUCUGGUUUAAUCCUGACCUUAGCCCGUUCUCCCACUUUUGACUUCGGACCCAAAAAGCAGAUGUGUGGCAUAAAGAAAAGGCAUUGCUAUGUGAAGGGUCUUGCCCCCUUCUUUUUACAAUAGAAUCAGUUAUCAUCAAAGUCCCAGUUGAGGUUGGAACAUUGUAUUGGCUUAUAGCUUCAUAUGGCUGAGUUUCAGUUACAACAUGAACAGAGGAAAGCCGAUACAGAACACCUCUGAAGGUGGAACAGUCAGAUAUACACCCAUGCUUGGACUAUUUGGUGAGCAGAAGCUACAACCAGGAGAUGUCAUGGCCAUCAAUGGACAAGAUGAAGAUCCUCAGGUUUGCCUGAUAUUAGUGAGAUUAUUGCAUAGAAGCUACAUCCAAGUCUGAACAUAUUCUAUGGAACUCCUACCAAUUUAAAAUGACUUGGUGACCUUCAGCCACGAACACACAAAAAGGUACCUCAACCUUUGACUGUACAUUUCUUUUUUGCCAUGUUCCUCAUGUUCCUGAUGGGAGAUCUCCUUUAGUGGUACACAGCAGUUAAGUCUUUCCACUUUCCCCUCACCUUUGGUUGUAUUUAUAGCUCUCUGUCUCCAUCCUACACUCCAACGUUCAAUGACACAAAGCAUUUAUACCUGUGGGUAGUGCAAUAUCCAAACUUGCUUUACCUCCAAUCUGCUAAGUAGCAUUAUAGGGGGAAGAGAAUAGGGUAUAAGAAUGCUGGUGGGGAAACUUCCAUCUUUUAAUGUGCAAGGAAGGUGGCAGAAUAUGGGUGGUCUGGUUUUAGGCAGUACACAUCAUGCAGCAAAACCAGCUUGGUUGGUAUCUGAGUGCCCAUCUGCCCACCUAAAAGAUGGGGCAUGAAGCAACCAGUCCAGCAAUUUUUCAUUUGACUUCUAUAGCCUGUUUCAGACAUGUGUUUAAAUCUCUCUCAUAAAAUAACACAGAAUUUACCCUUUUCUGCUGACAUAUUAAUAUAUGCUUUCUGAAAGUAAUCUCCAAGAUCUAUGCUUGGAGCAUGCGCCAAGACUGAAGGCAUCAUAUACAUGGUAAAAUGAUACUCCGAGCCAUCACGGCAAUUGGUAAAGAAAUUUAAUAUAUUUAUUGGUCCAUUCCUUUAGUAAACGAGAAAACAGUAUUCAAAAAUGUACACACACAGUUUAAUCAAGCAUUACAAAUCUGUUUCCCCAUUCAAAAAGUUUCAAUUACAUAAUAAACACAGUACUUUUUUAUAUACAUACACAUAUAUGAAAAGGUAAGCACGCCAUUACUAGCACUUGGCCAGACCCUUGGGGCACAAUCUGCUGGGACAUUCUCUUUUGCAAGCCCACUUUGCUCAUCCUUUUCAAGGAGACAUGUAGAGGGCUUUCUGGUUACUUGUGGACUUACAGCCCAAGAGUUUAAACAAGGUUAAAAAACUCAACUCCCUGCAAAUCAGAAAGGGAUAUGUAAACACAUGCCUCUGGAUGUGGGUAGAAGACCAAUGUGUACAGUAUCCAUUACCUAGACAUUUUCAGUUUUAAUUUUGACUUCAUAAAUUCAUUUUUACAGUAAAUAUAGUAACUUUUAGGUUUCUUGGGUGUCUCAUCUAAAGCCAUCAUUUUAAUCUUUUAAUCUUUGUUAUGACGAGGGGCUAAGACCUUUUUUUAACUACCACGAUACUGCUGUUUUCAGAUUGACUUUAAGACCGGAUAAAAUACUGUAAAAAAAAUUCUGUAAAUAGAUUUCACAAGUACAUAA
This is a messenger RNA of Eublepharis macularius, 3529 nucleotides long. It is a transcript of the gene SLC46A2, whose product is annotated as solute carrier family 46 member 2. Bases 199 to 1539 code for a protein of 446 amino acids. Gene Ontology annotation, biological process: transmembrane transport. Gene Ontology annotation, molecular function: transmembrane transporter activity. The record is from RefSeq and is a predicted model, not a curated record. The transcript has 4 exons. Gene Ontology annotation, cellular component: membrane. NCBI's taxonomy places the organism in Eukaryota, Metazoa, Chordata, Lepidosauria, Squamata, Eublepharidae.